AUGGCUGAUCAUCCACAAAACUUCCAGCCACAAGUCGGCACCGACACGACCCACGGCCCUCACCUUCACCAGUAUAUCCCGCGCUCAGAUGGGAGUAUCCUCGUCGGCGGCGUCGCGUACAUCCCGCAGCACGUGGCCGUUCCUGCGACGGUGGCUCCAGUCUCUGUCCCAGUCGUCAGCGCGCCGAUCGUGGUUCAACCUGCGUCUCCAUUUGUACAGGCUCCAUACCCCAGCAACCCCUUCUACAGCUUCCUGUAUCCCUCCUACGCAAGUCUUUCAAUCUCUAUGGUGCAGCCUAUCAUGGUCCCGCAACAAGCCUACAUCCCACCUCCUCAGCCUAUGUACGUUCCUCAGAGCGUAUACGGCUAUCCAUCUGCCAGCUCGCCUUACCAGACAUAUCCGAUCCCGACCAAUCCUGCCUUCAGCUUCCAGCAACCUGCCUAUAACACGGUUGGCUACACUGCUGGUGAGAUGCUGACGCAGAACAUGGGCCUGGCCAUGAACUCCGAUGCCAAUAAGAAACAGGAGAUGAAACCAGCCGAUGACGAUCCGUACCGCAUGUACUGGUGCCGUGAGCAAGACAACACCUGGACUCAGCGCAACCGCUUGACGAUCGAUAGUGGUGACAUUGGUGAUACUCGGUGGUACUCGGUUGAUGGCCAGUUCUACUGCAUUAGGCUGUUGGAUUUUCUCUGCGGCUUCGAUUUUAUUGGGCGUGGUCAACGAAUGGCAGAGGCACCAGUUUUCUCUGGGCGUGGAAUUGCGGCACUGGUCAUCUAA
This is a messenger RNA of Drepanopeziza brunnea f. sp. 'multigermtubi' MB_m1, 780 nucleotides long. The record is from RefSeq and is a predicted model, not a curated record. NCBI's taxonomy places the organism in Eukaryota, Fungi, Ascomycota, Leotiomycetes, Helotiales, Drepanopezizaceae.